This is a messenger RNA of Ostrea edulis (European flat oyster), 1237 nucleotides long. RefSeq lists its product as uncharacterized. The coding region runs from base 46 to 1122 and encodes 358 amino acids. The transcript is spliced from 3 exons. The record is from RefSeq and is a predicted model, not a curated record. Lineage: Eukaryota; Metazoa; Mollusca; Bivalvia; Ostreida; Ostreidae.
ACUUAUCGUCUAAAUCUGCUCAGGUACCGACACAACGAUUUCAAGAUGAUCCGUGCUGUUGCCCUUCUCUGUCUUAUUGUCGGUGCAUUUGCAAUCCCUGUUCCAAAGGAUAAUUAUCCUAAACCAGGAUGUGGACAGUACGGAUGUUCUCACAACAUCCACUUUAAUGGGCAAGGUGUUGCUGGGGGUAUACACAGUGGUGUCAACGACAAUGGAUUUGAAGCCAGGUUUUUUCCAUUAGAUGGAGGAAACGCAGCCGCCGCCUCAGCAGCUGCAAGUGGUUUCAACGCUGCUGCCUCUGCCGCAGCCGCCUCAAACCGAGGAUUUAAUGAACAUCAAGGUGUAAUUGGCUUCAACAAUGGAUUUGAUGCCGGACUCAUCGGUGGAAACUCAGCUGCUGCUUCAGCAGCUGCAAGCGGUUUAAACGCUGCUGCCUCUGCCGCAGCCGCCUCAAACAGAGGAUUUAAUGGACAUCAAGGUGUAAUUGGCCUCAACAAUGGAUUUAAUGCUAGAACCAUGGAUGGAAACUCACAGAUUAUUGGACCUCUCAAUGGACUACCUGCUUACCCAGCGCCAGCCGUCUAUUAUCCAUCUGGGCCAGUAUCUAAUGUUGUCGGUGGUUCAUCCGCUGCUGCCUCCGCAUCUAGCGCGAAGAUGGGACCUAGAAUCGGAAUGGGAGGUUUUACUGCACCUCAAUUUACAAAUCGCAUCGACAAUUUCAUGUUUAAUCCAAUCUUAACCGGACAAAACCCCGGAGCUUCUGCUGCCUCCGCCGCUGCCUCUGCCAGCCAACGCGGUGCCGCCUUCGCUGCUGCUGCUGCCUCUAGCGCCAACUUGAGAUCAGGAAUCGGAAUGGGAGGUCUCAUUGGAUCCCAACUCACAGGUCACCGUAAUGGUCCUGUAAUUCAGCCUUUCCAAGGUGUACCAUACCCUGUUGGUCCUCUUAUCGGACAAAACCCCGGAGCUGCAGCUGCCGCCGCUGGUUUUGCUACUUCCAACGGUGCCGCAUCCGCUUCCGCUGCUGCAUCUGGAUCCCAAGGAUUUAUUGACGGUGGCAUUUUGCAAGGGAGAUCACCAAGGAUUAUCAACUCCAACAUUGUCCCUGGCAGAAAGGUGUACUAAUGUACAAGCAGUAUUAAAGCGGACUGUGAUAGACACACACAAACAACAUUUGUGAUUGAGACUGUUUUUGUUAAAUAUAUUAUUGUUCUUUGAAUAAAUUAUUGUACAGUGUAAA